Leptinotarsa decemlineata (Colorado potato beetle) is the source of this 2042-nucleotide messenger RNA. Its product is annotated as facilitated trehalose transporter Tret1. Gene Ontology annotation, cellular component: membrane. Gene Ontology annotation, biological process: transmembrane transport. Lineage: Eukaryota; Metazoa; Arthropoda; Insecta; Coleoptera; Chrysomelidae. Gene Ontology annotation, molecular function: transmembrane transporter activity. The record is from RefSeq and is a predicted model, not a curated record.
CUCGACGAACAAGUAGAUGUUUUGGGUAUCCGGGUGUCACAAUCACCAACUUAUUGUUGGCAGUUAAGCUUUAGUUAGCUGAUUACCAGUUCAUCUACGUGUAACAGAGUUAGACGGAUUCCUACCUGUCAACUUUAGGAUUAGCGGGAGCUCCUUCGAGGAACCGAACAAAAAUUGGCAAGCAAAAUAUCGACAUGUAGUGAGUUUCAUCCAGUAUAAGCUGAAGUUGUGCACGUAAUUGUGAUUGGAUAUCCAGAAAAUAUCCUACUCUGAUGUCAUUUGUCUGAGAUACAUUGAUUUAUAAUUAGAAACCACAACUAAAUUAUUUUCAAUAAGGUUAAUUAGUGUCGAAAGUGGUAUAAUGCAGGAGAAAUUCACUCUUUCCAUGUUCCAAGGAACUUUUCCACAGCUUAUUGCAGUACUGGCAGGAACACUUGGUUCGAUUUCCGAUGGGAUGCAUUAUGGUUGGAGUGCUCCUGCAAUUCAGAUCUUAAAAAGCGAAAACUCUCCAGUUGAACUGGGGCCUAACGAUGUCAGAUGGUUAGAAACUCUUUACAUGAUUGGUGGGUUCGCAGGAUUACCGAUUACAAUUUUUGCUGUGGAUAAAAUAGGGAGAAAAGGAUCAAUUUUGAUUUCGGCAGUAAUUUCCUUGAUUUCUUGGUUACUUAUAGGAUUAGCAAAUAGGGUUGAAUAUCUUUAUGUUGCCAGGUUUAUGGUGGGAUUGUCUGCAGAUGUUGCGUUCGUAGCAGCUCCCAUGUACAUCGCUGAAAUAGCCGAUGAGAAAAUCAGAGGUUUUCUUGCUGGUAUCGUUUACGUGAUGAUGCUGGUUGGUAUUUUGAUCAUCUAUGCUGUUGCUCCAUAUGUACAAUUCUAUGUUUCAUCCAUCAUUGGAAUAAUACUGGUUUCAAUACAGUUGAUUACAUUUCCUUUCAUGCCGGAUUCUCCCUAUUACCAACUAUCCAGAGAGAAUCCCGAAAAGGCGAAACUUCAUCUACAGAGAUUGCGUGGUACGGAAAACGUUGAAGCAGAACUUAAAGACAUAACUGCUGCUGUCGAAAGGCAACAAACGGAAAAAGGGAGACCUCAGGACCUGGUUUUGUCGAAAAGCAAUAGAAAAGCUGUUCUGAUCAUGUUUGUAUUGAACGGUGCACAGCAUUUGAGCAGUAUGAGUGUGAUAUUGAUGAACUUACAUGACAUUCUUUCAGCAGCUGAUUCAGUUUAUAUGAGUUCCAAAAUAGCUGGUAUUUUGUUUGCACUAAUGAUGCUUAUGUCAGCAAUUAUUAGUGAUUUUGUUAUCGACAAAUUUGGUCGUAAACCUCUCCUCAUAACUUCAUGUUUAUUAACAGGUUGCUCUUUAUUAGUUUUGGCAAUAUUCUUCUCGUUGAAGAAAACUGGUAUGAAUGUCGAUUACGUCUCUUGGAUUCCAUUAGUAUCUGUCAUGGUUUACGCUGUAGUUUUCAAAUUUGGUCUGGGAAUUAUACCAAUAGUUAUGACAGCGGAACUAUUUCCUGCAAACGUAAAAGCUAUGGGAAUGACCAUUGCUGAUUUCUUCUAUGUAUUGUUCGGCUGGUUCUCGAUAGAAAUAUUCCAAAGACUUUCAAUGAAAGUGGGCUACGAUGUUCCUUUUUAUAUAUUUUCCAUUUGCACCUUACUGACUGCUGUAUUCGUACAAGCUUAUGUUCCAGAAACAAAAGGAAAAACGCUUGAAGAAAUUCAAUUCAUUCUGAAGGGAAUUCCUUUUCCACAUAAGAGCAACAGUAUUCCUUGUGAAUAUUUCGAGAAUGGAAGUGACAAAAUAAGACAUAUCCAAGGAGGAGACGUUUCUGGAGGCCAGCAAUGUAGAGAUCCUAAAGGACCAUCAAUUCCUUGAAAAAAUCGAAGUGGAUAGAAUUUGAGUUCUCGAAAUACAUAUUUUUUCGAUACUUUAUUAACAUAUUGAAAUUCUCAGUUUGAGUUUGUUUGGAGUUGUACGUAAAUUCUGUGAAAUAUUUUACAUCCUACAAAAAUUUGAUUUCCAGUUUAAAUUAAAUAAUUUGAAUAUU